GCCCUGGCAGAUCCGUGCAGCAGGGGCUAGGGGGAUCUCCUCUGGCACGUACAGGUUAACCCCGCUGUAAGGUGGCCGCGUUUGGCUGCCUGGCGGUGCCCGGAAGCCCUGAAAGGGGCCGUGCCGCGUGCGCUAUGCAGCCCGCAGGAGGGGGUGUGCGCUGCUCAGCCACCCACUCACCCCGCCAGCCUGAGCUGUGCAGCGCGCCUGGCUCCCGCGGCACACGGCUGGGCGGCCGCAGCGGUGCUCCGGGGAGCCGGGGAAGGGGCUGGCUCUGCCUCCUCUCGCUCAUCUCUGCGCUCCGGAGCGGCCAGCCAGUGGCCUGAGCCGGCGCCGCGCUGCAGCCCUCGGCUCUUGCAGUGGAGACGGGAGAGAGGAGGCGCCCCGGGGCCGGCGGAGGAGCAGCAGCCGAGGAGCCGUCGCCCCGCUCCCCGGCAGCCGGCGGCAUGAACCCCUGCGAUGCCAAGGAGUACCUGGCCCGGAGGGAGAUCCCGCAGCUCUUCGAGAGUCUGUUGAAUGGAUUAGUGUGUUACAAACCUGAUGACCCAAUAGAAUAUUUGGAAGGCUGUUUACAAAAAGUGAAGGAACUGGGAGGGUCAGAAAAAGUGAAAUGGGACACAUUUGUUAGUCAAGAAAAGAGGACAUUACCCCCGCUCAAUGGAGGACAAUCAAGAAGAUCCUUUUUCAGGAAUGUGAUGCCUGACAAUCCUAACUUUCCUUAUCGACGAUAUGACCGACUCCCUCCAAUCCACCAGUUCUCCAUAGAAAGUGACACAGAUCUUUCUGAAACUGCUGAGCUAAUUGAGGAAUAUGAUGUAUUUGAUCCUACAAGACCUCGACCAAAAAUCAUCCUUGUCUUAGGUGGCCCAGGAAGUGGGAAGGGAACCCAAAGUUUGAAAAUAGCAGAACGUUACGGAUUUGAAUAUAUAUCAGUUGGUGAAUUGUUAAGGAAGAAGAUCCACAAUACGAGCAGCAAUAGAAAAUGGAGUCUAAUUGCUAAAAUAAUUACUACGGGCGAACUGGCCCCUCAGGAAACAACCAUAACUGAGAUAAAGCAGAGAUUAAUGCAGAUUCCUGAUGAAGAAGGUAUAGUUAUUGAUGGAUUUCCAAGAGAUGUUGCACAGGCACUCUCCUUUGAGGACCAAAUCUGCACUCCAGAUUUGGUGGUGUUUCUGGCCUGUUCCAAUCAGCGGCUGAAAGAAAGGUUAUUGAAACGUGCUGAACAGCAAGGGAGACCUGAUGAUAACCUCAAAGCCACUCAAAGACGACUAAUUAAUUUCAAGCAGAAUGCUGUUCCACUGGUCAAAUAUUUCCAGGAAAAGGGGCUAAUCAUCACAUUUGAUGCGGACAGGGACGAAGAGGAAGUUUUCUAUGACAUAAGCAUGGCACUCGACAAUAAGCUAUUUUCUCCCAAAGAGGCAGUGGCAGGGCCAAAUGUACUUGAUCUUAGUCUGAUUAUGGAUUCUGGAGAUAUCGCUGAUACCGAAUUUGACUUUGAAGACCAGGUAGAUGACCCAUCAAAUUUCUCUGGAUAUGAGAAUGCUGGCGAUUUUACAGAAGAUUUAAGGAAAUCUAACAUCAUUUUUGUAGUUGGUGGCCCUGGCUCUGGCAAAGGAACCCAGUGUGAACAAUUAGCACAGAAAUAUGGAUUUACACAUCUGUCCACUGGUGACCUCCUCCGACGUGAAUUAACAUCAUCAUCAGAGAGGAGCAAACUGAUCAAAGACAUCAUGGAAUGUGGCGAACUGGUGCCUGGAGAUAUUGUUUUGGCGCUACUGAAGGAAGCCAUGAUUGCCAGUUUAGGAGACACAAAGGGAUUUCUGAUUGAUGGGUAUCCCUGGGACGUGAAACAAGGAGAAGAAUUUGAAUGCAAGAUUGGGGAGCCAAAACUUGUGCUCUACCUGGACUGCUCCACUGAGACUAUGAGCAGUCGCCUUUUGAAGAGGAGUCAGUGCACUGAUGAUGCCGAAGCUGUUAUGAAACGAAUUGAUACGUACUACCAAGCAACCAAGCCCAUGAUUGCAUAUUAUGAAAAGAAGACACAGUUAUGCAAGAUAAAUGCAGAAGGAACAGCAGAAGAGGUUUUUCUUCAAGUCUGCACAUCAGUCGACAGCUUUCUGAAAAAGGAAGAGGAAGCAUUGUCUCUUUCAGCAGAAGUACAGUAACGGUUUACAUACAAAGUUUCAUCUCAUGUGCACUUGCUGUUCAAAGCAAUAUCUGCUGUCUUGAGAGAUAUCUGGAAUUUGUGCAUGUGGUAUUAAAUGUUAUUUUAAAAUAAAUCUUUUAUUUAUAACCAUACAGUAUGCUAAAUACAAAAUGGUCUCCACACUAAAACCACACUAGUACUGUAUGUUGUUUAUCAAAUUGUUUGCACUUCACAGGUUCAAAGCAGCAUGGUGAACAGCAGCUCCAGUUUAUAUUUCUAGUAUCAUGCAUUUGAAUAUAAUCAUAUGUAUUGCACAAUCAGCAGUCAGUUCCUUCAGCUGCCAUAUAGCAAAGACUUUCAGGAUUGCGCUGUCUGAUUGCAAUGAGGUUAUUUUUUUUUCCUUUCAUUAAUUAACACUGUUCAUUUUUGUGCUAACACUUAGCUUGUUCUUGAUUCAUAGUGUUUGAAAUCUGUUCUCUGCCAUUGUGCUUUAUAAUGGAACAUUCCUGGAAUUAGUAAUGCUAAUUUGUGGAACUGUGGAAGUUGAAUAGACUUAACACUUCCCCAAAACACUGUCAAUGCAUUGCAAAAAUGAACGGAACAUGAAGAAAUUAACAAAUACUGUAGAGGUCUGUCCAUCUGUUGCCAUCGCACAGACAAAACUGCUGUGAAAUCUUUGCUGUGCUGCUAGAGUUUGCUGUAUCUUGUAACAAUUUUCUAAUUGGGCAGGGAUACCUUUGCUCUUUGCUGAAAACAUGAACUACUAAUGUUGGUACAAUUAAAAGUGCAAACAAAUAGUUCUCCGGGCUAAUAAUAGUAGCAUAUUUUACUGUCAAAAAUUAGCAUGUGAAGUUGUUCAACAGCCAUUAUGUAUAAAGAUUAGCAGAUAAUUAAAUCAUACUCUCUAAGUAUUCCAAGUGUAAAUUUCAGUUUUGGAUCCUCAUCUGUUGUCUUCUAGUGGCACUGCCAAACUUUGAAAAUGACAGUCAAGAAGAAGAAAGAAAAAAAGGCAGGGAUUGAUUCCUGCUGCUUGUAUCUUUAACAAUCCACCUUUCCAAAAUAUCUGCACAAAAAUAUGCAAAAUCUCAUAUUUCCAUCUACUCAGCCAAAAUGUUGGGUUUUGGAACAGUGGUAGCCAGAAAACAAACAAACCUUCUUUGACAUUCUUGUGAAGUAAUUCCAUCCUCUUACUAUGCUGUUGCACCAGUCCACAGUUUAAAUUUGCAUGAUUGAUCUUUCUGUCAACAACUGUACUUUCAAUGAGCAUUUAUGGGGCAGAUUUGUAUUUUUAAAGUUAUCUUUCUUGUAAUGAAGACAUAAUACAAAUAAAAAGUAUGGACAAAU
Molecule: messenger RNA, 3490 nt
Organism: Mauremys reevesii (Reeves's turtle)
Lineage: Eukaryota; Metazoa; Chordata; Testudines; Geoemydidae
Gene: AK5
Product: adenylate kinase 5
Exons: 14
Coding region: 447-2165 (572 amino acids)
Biological process (GO): nucleoside triphosphate biosynthetic process
Cellular component (GO): cytoplasm; cytosol
Molecular function (GO): ATP binding; nucleoside diphosphate kinase activity
Source: RefSeq, a predicted model, not a curated record